Messenger RNA from Fopius arisanus, 869 nucleotides. RefSeq names its product proteasome alpha2 subunit (gene Prosalpha2). Gene Ontology annotation, cellular component: proteasome core complex, alpha-subunit complex; proteasome core complex. The record is from RefSeq and is a predicted model, not a curated record. The coding region runs from base 70 to 774 and encodes 234 amino acids. The transcript is spliced from 3 exons. Gene Ontology annotation, biological process: proteasomal protein catabolic process; ubiquitin-dependent protein catabolic process. Lineage: Eukaryota; Metazoa; Arthropoda; Insecta; Hymenoptera; Braconidae.
CUGGCAACAGUGCAAUAUUGAUCACUUCAGUUCACUUCAGGGGCCGGAAUUUGUUGAAAAGCAAUUGUCAUGGCCUCCGAAAGAUACAGCUUUUCUCUGACAACUUUCAGCCCAUCGGGCAAAUUGGUGCAGAUUGAAUAUGCCCUGGCUGCAGUGGCAGCUGGUGCUCCAAGUGUUGGCAUCAAAGCUGCCAAUGGAGUUGUGCUGGCGACCGAGAAUAAACACAAAUCAAUUCUGUACGACGAGCACAGUCUCAACAAGGUCGAGAUGAUAACCAAACACAUUGGGAUGGUUUACAGCGGUAUGGGACCAGAUUAUCGUCUUCUAGUCAAGCAAGCUAGGAAAAUGGCACAGCAGUACUUGUUGGUUUACAACGAGCCCAUCCCCACUGCUCAACUUGUCCAGAGAGUUGCUAUGCUCAUGCAGGAAUAUACUCAAUCGGGGGGUGUGAGACCCUUUGGGGUUUCUCUCCUGAUCUGCGGAUGGGACAACGGAAAGCCCUAUCUCUUCCAGUGCGAUCCGUCAGGCGCUUAUUUCGCCUGGAGGGCCACUGCCAUGGGAAAGAAUUUCAUUAAUGGAAAGACUUUCCUCGAGAAACGAUAUAGUGAGGAUCUCGAGCUCGAUGACGCUGUCCACACUGCUAUCCUCACACUCAAAGAGGGCUUUGAGGGCCAGAUGACAGCUGACAAUAUCGAAGUUGGAAUCUGUGAUGCCAAUGGCUUUAGACGGUUAGAUCCAUCACAUGUCAAGGAUUAUCUCGCCAAUAUCCCGUAAUUCAUGUCAGCCUGCUGCUUUCAUUUAUAUUUCACCUUUCGUAAGAAUUUUUUUUUCAAUUCAGAGUGAUAAAAAAGUUGAAUAAACAAUGAAUU